GAAGCCGAUGCAGUGCACUGGGAGCAGAAGGAGUGCUACGGAGAAGGCUGGGGGGAAGGCCGCGACCACGACGAGUGCAUGCAGGAAGGCGUUCACAGCUUUCCGACAGUGCGAUUCUACAGCAAGUCCGGGAAGAAGUUCGCCGAUUUCACGGACGAGCGCACGCCUGCGAAGCUGCUUGGGUUCGCAGAGCAGCACGCCACCCCGCACGAGAGACCGGCGCCCCUCGAGGAGACGCGGAUGGAGCAGCCGGUGAUUGCUGCCCUUACUCCAGCAGCCCCGACGGCAGCCGCGGCCGCAUCACCGGUGAAGGUCAUCGAAUACUUGGCGAAGAGCUGCCCCCACUGCCAGUCGAUGGAGCCUCUUUGGAAGGACGCCCAAGCGCAGUGGGCAGCAAAGGCCGCGAACCCCAAAGUUCAGUGGGAGCAGAAGGAAUGCUUCGCCCAGGGUUGGGUUCCAGGCAAAGACCUCGAGGAGUGCAAGAGGAGCAACAUCGAAGGCUUCCCCACACUGAAGAUCUUCGGAGGAACCUCUCCGGCUGCGGGAGAGGAGUUCAGCGGCCCAAGGUCAGUUCCCAAUAUCCUCUCAUGGGUGCAUUUAGGCGUUCCUCUGCCGCGAGCUUUGGACGGAGACAGUGCUCCGGUGCAUCUUCUGCCACCGCACAAAGCCUUCAACUGGAUCCAGGAUGGAUCUGUAUUGGUCUUUGAUGUGACAGCCUGCAGCGAAGGUAACAAGAGCCCGGCUGAAGUUCCAUGGCGCCUGCAGGAAGGAGGCCCGGGAGACCUGGUGCCCUACGGUUUUGCGACCCUACUCUCCGAUCUCCCCGACGAAGCGAAGGCCACGGUCUUUGAGACAUUCGUUGAUGACUUCUUCGGUCCCUCUGAGGUGCCGGAGUUGGCGAUAGUUUUUGAUCGCCAGCAGCAACUUGAGACCGCGAGGCAGCCGGGGGUGGCGUGUCCUCCAGGCCAGGCCAUGGCCCAGUGGAUUCUGCGAAACAAAGCCCGGCCGCACCAGGUUUUUCUGGUGGAUCGUGACGAGUAUGCGAAAAAAUACCAGCGCUUGCAAGACGCUGCAGCCGGAACUGAGAGGCUCACGUUUCCUUCGGAGAUCGUCGAGGAUGGCUUGUACUUGGGGCCUCUGCAGACAGCAACUUCGUCGGCGGUUCUGAAUGGCCUAGCGAUUACGCAUGUGCUCAGUGUGAUCGACCACUCAGACCAUCCCUCGGCUGACCUUUACCCGGUCCUCAAGAAGGCUCUUCCCUGGAUGCUUGCGGCUUUUGCAGAGACUCCGGGUGCCAGGCUGCUCGUGCAUUGCGCACAAGGUCGCUCCCGCUCGGGUAGCGUCGUGAUUGCCUGGUUGAUGUGUGUCAAGAGGGUGCUGGAAAGAGACGAGAAGAGCGGUUCUCCUGCAUUGUUCAGGGCCGUAAUGGGGAUCGUGAAGCACCUUCGGCCAUCUAUCCAGCCCAACUAUGGCUUCGCGUGUGCUUUAGAGAAUCUCUUCCACGACGAAGGGGCACUUGCGCCUCUGUUGAUGGGAAUUGAGGCCUUUCUCAAGACCCCAGGCGGCAGACGAUGGCAGCUUGCAUUGGGCUGA
Molecule: messenger RNA, 1593 nt
Organism: Symbiodinium sp. CCMP2456
Lineage: Eukaryota; Dinophyceae; Suessiales; Symbiodiniaceae
Source: the annotation of a GenBank genome assembly